Molecule: messenger RNA, 612 nt
Organism: Acytostelium subglobosum LB1
Lineage: Eukaryota; Evosea; Eumycetozoa; Acytosteliales; Acytosteliaceae
Exons: 4
Biological process (GO): endoplasmic reticulum to Golgi vesicle-mediated transport; vesicle fusion
Cellular component (GO): cis-Golgi network; SNARE complex; Golgi membrane
Molecular function (GO): SNAP receptor activity
Source: RefSeq, a predicted model, not a curated record
CUAAUGAACUCAAGACCAAUGUGGGAUAAUCCACCAAGAUCAAUCAAUAAUAACAUCAACAACACUGUUAUUGGACAGGGUACAGGCAGCUUGUCAUCUAGCACUGGUGACUCGGGUGGUGGCGGCGGCGGCGGAGGAGGCGGUGCAAUCAGAAAGGAGAUAAGAACAUAUGAAAUAGAUAUCGACAAUAAACUCAGUGCAUUGUCAUCACUCAAUGACAAAGUGUUGAGAGAGAGCAACAAUGAUACACUAGCCGACAACAAGAUAGAGUUUGAUGUCCUUACCUCAGAGCUUGACAUUAAGUUUAAGAAUGUAUACAAGAAGGGAGGCGAUACAGAGAUACCAAUGAACAACCUACUUCGUGAACAAGAAUCAUUACUUAAUUCAAACUCUGCCGUUGACUCAAUACUAGGACAAGCGAGACAGGCCCACGAGGAACUUGAAAAUCAAAGGAGGAUACUCAGAGGUACCAGUGGCAAGAUCAAUACAAUGCCAAACUUGUUCCAAACGAUUGACACGGUCACCAAUAGGAUCAAGAGGAUGAAAAAUAGGAACCUGAUGGUUAUUGGAGGUCUGAUUGGAGUGUGUAUAUGUUUCAUUAUUUAUUAUUCA